Messenger RNA from Closterium sp. Yama58-4, 5481 nucleotides. The record is from the annotation of a GenBank genome assembly. Lineage: Eukaryota; Viridiplantae; Streptophyta; Zygnematophyceae; Desmidiales; Closteriaceae.
AUGCCGCUCCAUGAUUCGUUCCCCUCCCCCUGCAUUCCGUCGGCUGACUCAUUCCUUCCCACCCUCUUCCGCUUUUCUCCCGCUCCCUCCCUUCCCGCUGUGCACACACGCGCACUCUCCAUUUCCCGCAACCCAUUCUUUCCCCGCUCCCCCCCCUGCAGCCGCCGGUAUUCCCGAGGCGACUCCCCCGGCUCAGGGCCCACCACGCCUGGCAACAGCACCUCCAAAAUCCACGCGCUUCUAUCGACCAACCGAUCAGGCUCGGGAUCCAGCCGAACCUCAGGCUCGUUCCCGAAGCGCCACGUCAGCACGGGGGCUGCAGGUAACAGGAACGACGCGCCGCUUCAAGCCGCGGAUGCCGGCGUCAACGCGGACGGCGUGCGCGUUCAGCUGUUCCCCGAUGGAGACUGCGCGGGUGGGCGCGCGGAGGGUUGUGCGGGUGGGGGAGCGGAAGGUUGGGCGGACUUUUCUGCGUGGGAGAGUGGAAACGGGAGAGGGUUCAACGGAGAGGGGGCUAAGGAGAAUGGAAGGGGGGUAAGCGCGGUCAUGAAGCCGCCCUCCCCCCGCUUUCACGCGCAGCAUUCUCCGCGCCCCCGGCCGCCUUCCCCCCGCUCCGCGUCUCCCCGCGCAGCGCAGCCAAACUCCCUGCAGAUGGGCGUGCGCCGUCUUCCCUCCCCCGCCGUCGGUCCCCCCGCGCUCCGCGAGGAUCCCCACGGGCGCGCGCGGAGCCUCGGUGUGGGUGCGGGUGGUGGCGGGGGUGGCGGAAACGGCGUAACCACCCUCUCGCCCCGUCCACGUGGCAGCAGCUUAUUGGCUCCGCCGCUCGACGUGAGCACGCUCAAACCCGGUGGGUUUCAUUCGAAUGAUCUGUCGUCACCGCGUCAAAUUGACGGCAGCGGGUAUGUAACGCCACCUCAGCAUGACGUCAUCGACUGGGACAGCGCGAGCGGCGGAAGUGGCGGGAUUCCCUUCGGAGAGGAGAAUCUGGUCGCGGCUGCGGCGGCGGCGGCGACGACAGUUGCGGCGGCCAAUGCUGGUGAUGACAUUCCUUGUAACGCGUAUUACGGUGCUAGAGGCGCCGCUACUGCGGCCAACGGAUACGUACCCGCCCCCACGACGCUGCCGGCUCGAAGGCCUAGUUUCGGGGCAAGCCAUAACGGAUCAUUCGGCGCGACAAAGCACCUCCAGCAACCGCAACAGCCCCAGCAGCAGCAGCAGCCUCACGAGACGCACGAGCACGCGCAACAGCAGCGAAUACAUCGGUCCAUUUCGCUCGGCGCUGAUGCGCUGGCAGCUGCUGAUUGGCUGCGAUCCCCCGCGGGGGCAUCUCGGCGCGGAAGCGCCUCCCCUUCCGCCGUGCAUCCGCUCCCCCCGCCCCGCACCACCACCAUCGGCGCUACUGGCGCAAGCGCAGCAGCGGGAGACCAGCGCGCGGAAGCUUUGCGCGGAGGGGCGCGCGGGCAGGCGGCGGAGGAUGGGUAUGAAGAGGCGUUGGCGGAAGGGACGGCGGAUGUUCUGCGGAGCCGCGUCCGUCGCGCUUAUAACGCGGAUGACAGCAACGACGGUGACGAUGGCCCCGUUGUAAUGACGUGCAGGCUGUUUCCCAGAAGGAGCACGUCGCGUACGUCUCUUAACGGAGGUGGCAGUAGCGGGGACAGCGUGAGCGGAGGGAGCGUGCGUGAAGGGAAAGACGACAAGCACAGUCGGAAACCGAAACGAAGCAUCUCUUGGGGGGGAUGGAUGAAGGCAGGGGGAAGCGGAGGGGGAAGGGAAGCAGAGAAAGGGGGAGAAGUGGCAGCGAAAGCUGGAGUGGUUGGGACGUUUGGUGGGACAAUCGACAAGGAGGGAGAAAAGAGUGCUUAUAAGCCUGACUCUCAGCAGAAACCGGUCCUUAAUGGGCGGAGUGAAGAGGUUCUUAACGCGUACAAGGCCCUUACUCAGCAAUCCGCCGCGUGGAACCAGCUUAAGGCCGGGAAUGACGUCACACCUGGUGCUGCUGACGUCACGGUGCCGCCCACCCCUGCACCUGGUCCUGCUGCUGCCGAGGCUGCUGCUCUCGCCGAGGCAAGCGCCCGAGCCUGCCGGCUAGCCUUGGCAGCGGAGUCCGAAGCAGCAGUGAGCUUCUCUCAAGCUGUAAGCUUUGCAGGCUCGGUAAGCACGUCGCAGCAGUGCGGGUCCCACACUCACUCUCACUCUCGCAAGCACUCUCCCACGGUUAACUUUGGCUGGCCUUUGAAGCAUGAUGAGGUGCGAAGAGAAAGCAAAAAGAAAAUUCGAGCGAAGAAAGAGAGGGCAGGGGAAGGGCCGGGAGGGGAGAGGAGGGGCGAGGAAGGAAGAAAGGGAGAAUCAGGAGGAAGAGAGAAGGGAGAGGAACGGAGAGCAUCCCAAGGGAAGGAAGAAAGAGAGGUGUCUCAGGAAGAAGAAAGAGGGAAGCAAGAGAGGUGGCAGCAAAAGGAGCAGGAGGAAAGAAAGGUUGAGAUAGAGGAGGAGGAAGAACGGAAGCAGGAGCAGAGGGAGCGAGGGCAGGGGGGGAAUCAGCAGGAAGACGGACAGAGAGCAGCAGAAGCAGCGAAGGAGGCAGCAGAGGCAGCAAGGCGAGCAGCAACACGUUUUUCAGCAGCAGCAGCGGUGGCAGCAGCGAAGGGCGCGCGGUUGGAAGCGGUGGAGAUCGCUGUGAGGGCAGCGAGAGCGGCAGUGGAGCAAGGGGCGUUGGAAGGAGCGAAUGUGGCGACUCUGGUUGGGCAUUACAAUUCACUGCUGCGCCUGCAGGAGCAGAUGGAACGACAAGAGAGGGGAGAAAUGAAGGAGAGGAUGGAAGAGGAGGAGGUUGAAGAGAACGACGCGAACCGGAAGGGCGGGAAAAUACAAAACGGCGAGUCAGGUCUCGGAGAGUCGCUGAGCGCCACGUGGCAUCGCAACCGCCUGCACGCGCUGGAUGCGCCCACGAAUGGCGCCCCAACCGAGUUGGGAUCCCCAGAGGAGACUUCACUUGAUUCGUCAAGCCUUGACCAGCUUUACCCUGUUGACCAUAUGCAACCAUCUACGGCCUAUCAACUCGCAAGCGAUGAUUCGACGGCUGGGAUAGCGUCUCGUGAGCUGACGCAAGGAAAGGUCGCCGGAUCGAGUCCUGAUGGCGCAAACUUGGUUGCAAUGGAGGAGGAGGACGAGAGAAUGGCGGUGGGGAAAACACAGGAGGAGGCCCUGUACCGACAGCAGCAGGAGCAGCAGCAGGAGGAGCGGGAGGGGGGGGGGGCGGGAAGUGAGCUGCUGCCUGUGCGGGACACGUGCGUGUUCGACGCCGCGCGGGGCCAGUUCGUGCUCGUCGAACAAGCGACGCGUACACCGGGCUUCCGCUUCGCCGCUGCCGACGCGUGGCGCCCCGCAACGGGUAUGCGGCGGAGAACUGGCGAUUGUCGUUUUGCUGUCGACGACACAUGCGCUAUCGUACACGCAGGCGGUUGCGACGACGGGGACCCUCGCACGCGCGACGAGUGCGACUGGAACGGCGGGUCGUUCACCAUCGCACGCGGCGGUGCGAUUGAGGCCGAGAUUGACGGGGCAACGGUGCAAGAUCCCGUAUGGCCCUGUGCGCCCUUCCCCCGCUGCCUGUUCUCCGCCGCCGCUUGCGCGCACACCGUGAUCGCGGAAGACGUUGCGUCGCCGCAGCAGCACAGCCAAGCUGCGCCUCUCCACGUAGCCACGGCCGCUGUGGCUUCCGCCAGUGACGCCGCUUUUUCCUCCGCCGCCGCUAGUGCCGCCGAGAAGCGUGCGGCGGCGUUCAGAAAGAGCAGAGGGGAGUGGAGCACGAGCGGCGCUCUCCACGCGCGGUCCCUGGGGAGCUUCUUCCCCGGAGGUGAAGAGGCUGUGGGGGAAAAUGGCGCAGCGGGAAGCGGAAGCGGAAGCGGAAGCGGAGGAGGGGCGGGAAGUGUGUUUUCUGGGGGUGGGCAGGCAUGGGUUAAGCAGCACGAGGGCGUGGGGGGCGGAGAAGCGGGGAGUACGGGCAAUGGCGGGAAAGGAGGAAUGAAGAGCGCUGAGGGCGCAGGUGACGGGAUGAAGGCGCGGGCGCAAGUGGGGAGCGGAAUGGCGGGCAUGGCUAAGGACGGGGAAGGGCAGUCGCAGGCGGACCAAAGCGGGGGGCCAGGGAGUGCGGCCAACGGGGGAGGUAGCGGGAGCGAGUUCAAGCGGACAAUGGGCGGCGUGACGCGGUUCGGCGCGCAGACGAACGGAUGGGGGGAUUCCUCGUUGGCUUUCCGGCGCGCGUUCGCCGCGGCGUGCGGGUACGGCGCGCGGACGAGGCAGCGAGCCAUGGUGCACGUGCCGGGUAACGCGGUGUUCCGGAUAUUCCCGAUGGAGAUCCAAGGGCCGUGCGGUGCGGGGCUGAUUGUUCGGAUUGAUGGGGCGAUUCAGGCGUUUUUCAACACGGCGGCGUACCCGCGACCCGAGAGCAGCCAUACGUGGGCGAUGCUUGGAUUCGACGGUAUUGACAAUCUCGUGGUCGCGGGGAGCGGUUAUUUGGACGGCGCGGGGCGCGCGUGGUGGGGCCAGGGCAAGCGCCCCAUGCUCAUGCAUUUCGCGGAUUGCCGAAACUUGCUUAUAUCGGGGAUCACUUACAGGAAUCCCGGCAAGAUCCACCUGAAGGUGAAGACGAGCAUGGGAGUCAUGAUCCGGGGCGUGCGCACCCUGGCCCCCUGGAACAGCCCCAACACGGACAGCAUCAGCAUCAGCAGCUCCUCUAACGUGGUUGUGAAGGACUCACGACUGGAAUCGGGCGAUGAUGGUGUGGCCAUAGUGGGCAUGACUCGCAACGUGCUUGUGGAGAAUAUCACAUGCAUCAACGGCCAUGGCAUCAGCAUUGGAAGCUUGGGAGCAGAAGGGGCGUUGGGGUGCAUCCAGGGCAUUACAAUCCGCGAUGUGACGUUCCGGGGUUCCAACAACGGCCUGCGCAUCAAGACGUACCAAGGCGGUGUGGGGAUGGUGUCCAAUGUCUCGUACGACAACGUGCAAAUGACGGAUGUUACGUAUCCUAUCGUCAUUAACCAGUUUUACUGUGAUACCAAGAACGUAGACGCGUCAAAAUGUGUGCCCCAAGAGAACGCGGUUGCCAUUCAAGACAUCUCCUACAACAAUAUCAGAGCCUCUUGUAAUGGAACUGAUGGUAUCACCGUCGGCUGCAGCUCUACAGUGCCUUGCCGAGACAUCACCCUCACUAAUGUCCGAAUCGUGCCGUCAGACCCCGGCAAAACCCUGACUCCGUCGUACUCCAACGCAUAUGGCAGUUCGGGGAAUGUGCUGCCUCUACCGAUGGGCCCAUUGUACUCGUUAAAGGCAGGGUUUCCAGGUUCGGCUGGGAGGCUAUCAUUCUCUUCAAUUGCUUCGCAGUGCCAUUCUGGAGUUUGGACCAGAUAUGAGCAAGAACUGAAACAGCAGAGGUCUGUUCGAGUAGGGGGUGUUAGGAACUCUAGGGGACUAAGGCGAGACUAA